UGAGGCCUGCGGGCGGCCGCGACGAGUCGUCCCAACUCCUGCAACAAUGAGCUCCUCCACACCACAGUCUGCUGGCUGCAAAGGAAAUGUCUCUUCCGACAGUGUAUUUGUGUCCCCUGGCACUAGACGGCAACCUCUUAGUGCCUCUGGUACACCGGUGCUGGAGACCUGCCCUGGGAAUGAUGAUGAGCGGGAAAGGAAGCAGCGUCGACGCUCCAGAGUUGUUGAUCUACAGUUUAGCUCUGAUUCGCCUCUGUCCAUACAGUCGCCCACCAACAAGCAAGCAGAAAUAUCAUUGCCAGCAAUCCCACAAUUGUCAAAUGCUCAGAUUGCAGAUCAUUAUUCCACAUGCAUCAAACUUUCAACAGAAAACAAAAUCACCACAAAGAAUGCAUUUGGUUUGCACCUCAUAGACUAUAUGACAGAAAUACUUAAGCAAAAGGACUCUGAACUCACCAACUUUAAGGUAGCAGCUGGUACCCUGGAUGCCAGUGCAAAGAUCUAUGCAGUGCGGGUGGAUGCCGUCCACGCUGAUGUUUACAGGGUUCUUGGAGGGCUGGGCAAAGAUUCUGCACCAGCAGGGCCUGUGGAUGGCCAGGAUCCAGGUGGUGGAGAUGCAGAUUCUGAAAGAUCUAAGAAGAACCUGAAUAAAAGGAAGCAUCUGUACAAAACCAUUGAACAGAAUCUGAACAACAUUAAUGUUUCUGAAACAAAUCGUAGGAGUGAGAUUGAUCCUAUGUUCCAGAGACAAGCGACCUCUUUCGAUGAGUGCAGUACCACUGGUGUCUUCCUCACCACACUUCAUACGCACGGCUAUCUCAGUGAAGUCCUAUUUGACUCCAUGGUCACACCUCUGCCUUCUACAACUUCUGAAUUACCAAGUUCUUCACAUGUAAACAUCACAGGCUUGAAACCCAUCCUGCUGCAGUGUGUUGAGAAGCGCCCCAUUUGCCCCUCAUUGACUGGCUUCCUGUUUACUCAGUGGGACAGUGGAACCCAUAAUGAGUCAGUGUCAGCUCUGCUGGAUAAAUUUAAGAAGAGCGACCAGGUGUUUGAUAUCAAUGCUGAAGCUGAUAGUGACCCUGGGGACUAUGCGGAGGAUGAGUUGGAUGCUGAUACCCUGGACAGGACGGUUGCAAAGGAUCUUGGGGAGUUCUCAGAAAAGUUGGAGGCAUGCAGAAUGACACCAGGGAGCUCACGAAAAGCGGUGGUUCCUCUGGGGGAAGGAGAUGUCGGGUCCAUGUGUCUUCAUUUGUCCAUGAAUCCCAGCGAGUACUCUUACUUCAGCCCCCGUACCAUGUCUAUGUGGGCAGGCCCAGAGCACUGGCGUUUCAAGCCCCACCAUAAAGGUGAUGUCAACUCUGAGAAAGUAAGCAAGAGAAAGGCUGCGAAAAAAGCGUUUGAGAUCAAUUUUGAUGAUAAGAUUGAGUUUGAGCAUCAUUUCCGCCAAAAAAGGGCGGCUACCACGCUGGCCAAGUCAACCCUGGAAAGCCAAAACAAGAAAAGCAAUACGCUCCCUGCCGACUUCCAUUAUGACCCAGACAACCUCGCCCGCCUCUUCCUCAAGCCAGCCAAUAGGCUGUGGAAGAUGCCGCUGCAGGGCAAUUCGUCCGCUUGUGAUGAGGAGGUUGGAGAGUAUGAUUACAAUAACCCCAAUGAUACCUCUAAUUUCUGUCCUGCACUGCAGGAUGCUGACAGCGAUGACAACGACGACCCUGUGGGCUUCGUGGGCCAGGGUGGGAUGUUUGAAAUGACGGCCAAUCCUGCAGGAGGAGCAGAUCAAGACGCAGAGCUCAACGGAGGCGUCAAUGGACCCAACAUCACCACCUACGGUGAAUCGAACCUGGUGGCUGAGCCUCAGAAGGUGAACAAGAUAGAUGUUCAGUAUGCAAAGACUGCCAAAAAGAUGGACAUGAGAAGGCUGAAACAAGCCAUGUGGUGCCUUCUGACUGAUGCCGAAAAGAGUCGCCCUGAGGAAGAGAAUGAAGUUGUGGAGAAAAGCUCCAAUGCUUCCGUGGUUUCAGGCCAGAAGGUCUUCAGUGGCAUCACCAAGGAUCUGCUUCACAGGCUGCCUUCUGUGAUGGCAAAGAACCUGUCUGUCCCAUUGGCAUUUGCGUGCCUCUUGCACUUGGCUAACGAAAAGAAUCUGAAACUAGAAGGAGUAGAGGACUUAUCUGAAGUCUUGGUGCUGCAAGGAGAUUAAUGAGUGACGCUUGGACAGCCUCAGAAACUCGUGGACUGCGUGGAAGGGGAUUUAUCCUACUAAGGAUAUACAAUAGACAGUGGGACCUCUCCCUGUCCACACCUGCCUCUUCUCUUGAUGGCGCCAGCGUCAGCAGCCCAGUUCCAUCAGCUCCCGUGGUUGAGGAAAGAGUUCAUGACUCACUAAUGACUCUUUUAUUGUGGGCAGUUGGGAAGCGCUUGCCUAGUUUAGAGUGUCAUGUUGCCUUUAACUCUCUCCCGAUUUACACAGCUUCCCAGAGCUGCCGUGACUGUUUAGAGGUGCAGCCUGUGAGACAACUGAAAUUCACUUAUGUUCUUGCCGUGAUCCCUGGUAGCAAAAGACUGUUGGGUAUAUUCAGUUUGCUUUUUUAAACGUGUCUGGAUUUUUUGGUACAGAAAAAAAUCUUUUUACAA
Messenger RNA from Elgaria multicarinata webbii, 2637 nucleotides. It is a transcript of the gene NCAPH, whose product is annotated as non-SMC condensin I complex subunit H. The coding region runs from base 47 to 2203 and encodes 718 amino acids. Gene Ontology annotation, molecular function: chromatin binding. The transcript has 18 exons. Gene Ontology annotation, biological process: mitotic chromosome condensation. The record is from RefSeq and is a predicted model, not a curated record. Gene Ontology annotation, cellular component: condensin complex. Lineage: Eukaryota; Metazoa; Chordata; Lepidosauria; Squamata; Anguidae.